Molecule: messenger RNA, 4914 nt
Organism: Arvicanthis niloticus (Nile rat)
Lineage: Eukaryota; Metazoa; Chordata; Mammalia; Rodentia; Muridae
Gene: Fam168a
Product: family with sequence similarity 168 member A
Source: RefSeq, a predicted model, not a curated record
CCCCUUCCCCCACUGUCGGGUUUCUCCGCGGCUACUGCAGAGGAUUCAGAUCUGAGUAGCUGAGGAGAAGGAGGAGGAGGCUCCCGUCCCUGCGCGCCAUCCACCACCCUACUGGACACGGACGAGGGAACGAGAGCGUCGCCUCUGUAGCCUCCAGAGAAGACAAGGGCAUCGCCGCUUCAGCUGCCGCCGCCGCGGUUUUCGUCUGCAGCAGCUCGCCGGAUCCUCAGUCUUCCACAAUGAACCCGGUUUACAGCCCCGUGCAACCUGGGGCUCCUUACGGCAACCCUAAGAACAUGGCCUACACUGGUUACCCCACAGCCUACCCAGCAGCUGCUCCUGCCUACAAUCCCAGCUUGUACCCGACCAACAGCCCCAGUUAUGCUCCAGAGUUUCAGUUCCUGCAUUCAGCUUAUGCCACUCUGCUGAUGAAACAAGCCUGGCCACAGAACUCAUCUUCCUGUGGCACUGAAGGCACCUUCCACCUCCCAGUGGACACCGGGACUGAGAACCGAACUUACCAAGCAUCCUCUGCGGCUUUCAGAUAUACUGCAGGGACACCAUACAAGGUCCCACCGACCCAGAGUAAUACUGCUCCACCCCCUUACUCCCCAUCACCCAACCCCUAUCAGACGGCCAUGUAUCCAAUCAGAAGUGCCUAUCCCCAGCAGAAUCUGUAUGCCCAGGGAGCCUACUACACACAGCCUGUGUAUGCCGCCCAGCCCCAUGUCAUCCACCACACCACCGUCGUCCAGCCCAACAGCAUUCCCUCUGCCAUCUACCCAGCUCCUGUUGCUGCCCCAAGGACCAAUGGUGUGGCCAUGGGCAUGGUGGCAGGCACCACCAUGGCAAUGUCAGCAGGUACCUUGCUGACCACACCCCAGCACACUGCAAUUGGGGCACACCCUGUCUCCAUGCCCACAUACAGGGCCCAAGGAACUCCUGCGUACAGCUACGUGCCCCCGCACUGGUAAAGCCUGCAGCCCAUCCAAAUCUGGAGUCACAUUGUAUGCAACUACUCGAGUCUUACCGGUGCUGAGCAGUCCCCUAGCAGCACCACCUCUAUUUGCAAGAAGAGACAACGGAAGUGCAAGGGUCACUUUAUGCAUCUUUAAUGGUUUUGAUUUUUAUUUUUGGUUUUUGUAAAAGCUGCUUUUUCUAAUCUCCUAGGAGCCUCCCCUUUGCCUCCCUCUCAGCACUGCCCCUCUGCUCUAGCCCUUCUUCCUACUAACCAGGCCCAGUCCUCUCUGCACUUCUCCCCUUCCCUGAGCACCCUGUCCCUGAGAUCCCAGUCCAGUAGCAAGCAGAGAGUGAGGUUUAUUGUGAUGGUUCAUCUAAAGGCUAGGUUCAUUUGAAGAACAGAUGUGGCCCUCCUUGUGGAAUAGGAACUUGGAGCUGUUGAAAAGGCCACAUCUCUGUCAGAUUGUCAUUUUCUGAAGCAAGAUGAGUUCAAAUACAAAGAAAUAUCUCCUAAGAACCAUCACAACAGACCAUGAACAAUCCCACCUGGUUGUGUAGGAAUGUUAGCAGUUUCAUGUCCCCAGGCUCAGAACCUGGGAAAGCAGAGAAUUUGGGGAAGGGUGGAGGGAGGGGAGACCCUGGGGAGUAGUGUGAAGAAGGGCAGGAGGAUGCUCAGCUCUGGUGAAUGGUCUCACAGGCCCACAUUUCUGGGCCUGGACCUUCUGAUUUGCACAGUGAUGUUAACUGACCUGGCGCUUCCUUCAGAGAUGCUUUGACCUCAAACCUGCCAAGCAGCUGCAUGGUGGUGGGAUCCCAGCAUCUGGAGGCUUCUGAAGGCCAGGUGUAUGCAUAAUCCCACACUUAGCCUGAGCCUCGUGGACCUACUCCAAGGAGCUUCCUCCUGAUGAGAGUGGGAACUGGUGGCAUUUCUCUCCCUUGCCCUUCUGCCCUUCCCAGAGCCAGGGCGCACACGUCUGUCUGUGGGGCUGGCAGGCAGGCCAAGCUCUUGGUUACCUUGUGCCAUGUCACGGCCAAAGUGAAGGAACCACAUUCCAGGUGGGAGCUGGCGGUUCUGAAGGUCAGGAUAGUGAAGGAAAACAAUAGCAAUAAUCAUUUCAUACUCAUGGAACUGAAGGGACCUUAGCACCCAUCAUCUCAUCCAUUCCCCUAUCUGACACAUGAGGAAACUGAGGCCCAGAGAACCAGAAAAGACUUCUCUGAACCUCAUUGUAAAUUAGCAUUAAAUGCAGCCUUCCUACCUACUGGCAUUUUACCUACAAAAUUUUUGCUAGGGAUGGAUUGGCUUGACUUUGUAAAAAAUUAAGUCAGCAGUGCCCACAUCUGGUGAGCUCCGGAAUGACCUCUGGGCGUGUUUCUGCUAUUUUCCCUCACGGACUCCAAAGGUGGGGGCUGAAGACUUAGGCAGAGGCCACAUAGGACAGAUGGCAGAAAUAGAAAUUACACUUGGAAAACCUAUGAAGACAUCUGGAAUGUUCGUCCUGACCCUGACUCCACUCCAGGAAAAGGAGUAGGUGGGCUGGCUGGAAGGAAAGGCUAUGCACUUAGGACUGUAGCUCUUUAUCCUAAGAAGAGAGGAAGAAUGGGAGCAUCAGAAGAGGCGUACAUGGAUGAGGCCAAGCAGAUACAGUCACAUCUGGGAGAAGAAGAGGUACCCCUGGGACAAGGAAGUUCUUCCUAGUCUCAGACAGGAAAUGGAUUGGCCAGCCACCCUCCUGUGUCCAGCUAGCAGAGCUGAAAUCCUCACUGGGAUAUCACAGAAAUAUCUUACAGUGUAAAAUUGGAUCACUGGUAAUAUUUCAGACUUGAAUUAUUUUCACUUUAAAUUCAUUUUAAACUUGGAUAUCACCUUCCUAUUUCCCAAGUUCCCCUAAAGGAAAAAAAGGAAACCCUUGAUCUGGAAUGACCUCAGGAACAGUCUGACUGUCCCCAGGAGGCCAGAGUUCUUCAACAUCUGUAGCAGAGAGCCAGAAGUUAAGGCUCUACCUUCCUGGUCUUCCAGGAACUUCAAGACCAGGAAAUCUCAGCUGUUCUGGGGUGCUGACAAGGUUUCAUUUUAAAACAAACUUUUCCAGUGUUAAUCUGAUUUUAUACCACCUCUCCCUGCCCACUGUGGGUUUGUAUCGGUGGAUGAAGGUUGCUAGAGAUCAUGUCCAACAUGUUAAAAGAAUUCCAAACUGAUAACGGUGGUGAUAGCUGUAGGAUGCCUUUGUCAGGUGCUUCAUAGUUUUGGAGCACUUCACGACCUUUAACAUACUGACCCUGAGAGCAGCAGCAGGGUCCGUCAUUCCACCCACUUGACAAAUGAGGCAGUAGAGUCUAAGAAGAAAUGAAAUGGCCCAACGUGAGCUCAAUGCUGGAUUCCUGGCAGGCUUCCUGGACCCUGCAGUCUCCAGGUGACCUGGUGGAGGAGAACAAAAUCAGACCCAGGAAUGGCCUUUUAACGUUUGUUCUUUCCACACCAGUAAAUAAAAGCUGUUUGCACCCCUCAUUGUUCAUGUGGGUUAGCCCUAAGAGAUGAAGGCAUGGUGCCUGCUAUUUAAUUCAUAGAGAAUCCAAGGCUCAGAAAAGUACAGGGACUUUCUGGUAAGGAAUCCCCUGCUGGCUCUAUUCUUUCUAAGCCUGAUCCAAACAUAGGCUUGUGUUCUGAUCUAAGCAUCUAUGCUCUGCACCCCACCUUAGACCUCGUCUGUGAUUCAAGAUCAGAAAAGCCCCAAGGUGAAAACCAAGUAUUGACAGGCUAUGGUCUAGAAGAACCAGACCCAUUAACUCUUUUUUUAGUUAAGAGCACAAGAGCCCCAGUUCAGCUGGCCUCACCCUAUUGUUUGACAGAGAUCCACAAGUCUGGCCAAGUUUAGUGAGUCAUAGCAAAGGGACUGAGCCCCAGGGCACAGGGUGGUGUGUGCCUCAGGUUAGGUGAACAGCUUCCUAUAAGGUGACAGGUAGCUGGCAGGAGUGCGCUAGGUAUCAUCUCAACAUUUUAGAUGGCUCAAGACAGAAGAGGCCAGAGCUGGAAGGGUCACCUCACCAUAGGAUGAGGGGUGUGCACCUGACACCAUGAGCUGCCAUACCGGCAUCACCAUACACAGACACCUUGUCCACACCCCUUCCUCUCCUCAGUGCAGAGCUGAGGAAGAGGUGCUUCUGUUCACCAGCCUCCCUUGUCACCAUUUGAUCAUCUUCAUCCACCCAGGGCCAGGAAGUCUGGAAACUGAACUACUCCCAGUGACUGAAAGCCUCAGAGUGUCUUGUCAUGCUUAAAACAAACAAAACAGUUUAAAAACAAGCAAAAGCCCUAUUUUUCUUCCUAUAAGGUAAAACACCUUUUCCUUCUUGUUAUCCCAGCAAUGCCCUGAAGUGCAUACCCCUUCCCUGAAUAUUCAUCAGGGACACACACAUCUAUCUGUCCAGACCUCUGUUUGUAUGUAAAGUACUUUGACUUUGAUUGCCAAAACCUCUACUUUAAAGAUGGAGGCAGGGUAUGCAUCGUGAUGCUAUGAAGGGGGUCGGAGACUUGCCAAAGGACACAUAGCUCAUGAGUGAAAGAGCCAAGAUUGAAACUCUUACGAUCCUCUGUUCUUGUUGCUGCCUCCUACUGGAUCUCUUAAGAGUAAGCUUGCUUGAAGGAGGAAGGGGCUACCUGCUACCCCACACAGAAGUGUUUAUGAAGACUUGGGGAGGUUUUUAAAAAUUUCUGAUUUAGGCCAAGACCUAUAAUGGGCUCUGGAGACUUAGAGGUAGAUCCAGCUGGUAGCACAGAUAGGAAUUUGCCACAAAAGACCUAACUCAGAACACUGAUGGUGACAACUGCCCAGUACUGAAGAUAAUUGAGGACAGUAUUGUCCAUCUUUCAACAAAGAGUCUUGCUUCUGGGAAGUCUGCAUACUCAGGCCAUCUGAAUCCUGUCCAGAUCCAACAAAGUACUUUAAUGGGAGA